AUGGAGUACGAUCUAGUGAUUUACAACGGAGUAAUUGUGAAUGCUUCAACAGUCAUCAAUCCUCCUGCCUAUAUAGGCAUUAAAAAGGAGAAGAUAGCCUGUAUUUCAACGGAACCCUUAAAUGGUAAGAUAAUGAUAGAUGCGGAAGGCGGUAUUAUUACACCAGGUGGGAUUGAUGCCCACGUCCAUGUCAGCCAACCCUGUACCAGUGACACAUUUGAUUCUGCAACCAGGUCUUCCAUCUGUGGCGGUACAACAUCAUUCAUCUGUUUUGCUACUCAAGAGAGGGGGGUGGAAUCAUCGAUUCCUGAUUUGAAGAACUAUAUCAAGUUGGCACAUGGCAAAAGUUUCUGCGAUUAUGGUAUGCACAUGAUUGUCACCGAUCCUACAGACCAGUUUCUCGAAGAGGAAAUGCCUGUCUUAGUUAAGGACUAUGGUAUAACUUCAGUUAAAGUAUACAUGACAUAUGAGAUUUGGAGCGUCAGUGACAAACAAAUUUUGAAGGUUCUUUUGAUGGGAAGAAAGUUGGGUGUUACUACGAUGAUUCAUGCAGAGAAUAACGAUAUUAUUGAGUACUUGAUUGAGAAGUUCGAGAAGGCAGGCACAACUCAACCCUUCUUUCAUUCUGCUUCAAGGCCACUUGUAUGCGAAGACGAAGCAUCAUAUAGGGCUAUUAGUUUGGCAAAUAUGGUUGAUCAAGCUCUAUUGAUAGUUCAUAUGUCAACCAGCGAAAGCAUGAAGCAUGUUCACGAUGCCCAGACCAAAAAUUGUCCUAUCUAUUCGGAAACAUGUCCUCAGUACUUGUUUUUAACCAGUGAAUAUCUAAAAUCACACAUCAAUAGUAAUUAUUCUGAAGGUUCCGUUAUUGACGAUGGUUUACAUAUUAAUGUUGAUAAGAAUGAUUCUUUUCAAGGGGCAAAAUACAUUUGUUCUCCCCCUAUUAGAGACUCUCAAGAUGAACUUCAAGGUAUCUGGCAAGCAGUGGAAAAUGGAACAGUUACCAUCUAUUCCAGUGACCAUUCACCUUGCAACUAUGAUGAUAGAAAAGGAAAGAAAAAAGGCCUUAAGACAGAUGGAACUAUGGAUUUUGCUGUGGUUCCUAAUGGCUUACCUGGUGUUGAGACCAGAUUGCCUUUGUUGUUUUGCUAUGGUGUAGAAACAGGUCGAAUUAGUCCUCAGAAAUUUGUUGAAGUGUCAUGCACAAAUCCUGCCUCAUUGUAUGGCAUGUCGAGCUUCAAGGGCUCCAUAGAUAUUGGUUUAGAUGCUGAUAUUAUCAUCUGGUAUCCAAAGAAUAAGAUAAAACCAUUUCAGCUUACAAACAGAAUGCUUCACCAUGAUAUUGAUCAUACUCCAUUCGAAGGAAUGACAUUUACUAAUUGGCCCAGAUAUUCCAUCCUAAGAGGUAAAAUUAUUUGGGAUAGAGAUCAUGGUGGAUUGAACGAAUCAAAGCCCAAAGGUAAGUUCUUGAAGAGAGGAAAGAGUACUUUUACAUUGAACAAGAAUAAAGCUCCGCCAAAGUAUUUUGAUUGA
Molecule: messenger RNA, 1530 nt
Organism: Brettanomyces nanus
Lineage: Eukaryota; Fungi; Ascomycota; Pichiomycetes; Pichiales; Pichiaceae
Exons: 1
Coding region: 1-1530 (509 amino acids)
Molecular function (GO): hydrolase activity, acting on carbon-nitrogen (but not peptide) bonds
Source: RefSeq, a predicted model, not a curated record